Molecule: messenger RNA, 2109 nt
Organism: Plasmodium reichenowi
Lineage: Eukaryota; Apicomplexa; Aconoidasida; Haemosporida; Plasmodiidae
Product: riboflavin kinase / FAD synthase family protein, putative
Exons: 1
Coding region: 1-2109 (702 amino acids)
Biological process (GO): FMN biosynthetic process; riboflavin biosynthetic process
Molecular function (GO): riboflavin kinase activity
Source: RefSeq, a predicted model, not a curated record
AUGGUUCAUGAUAAAUAUCAUAAAAUAGCUUUGAUAGAUGCAGAUUAUUAUAUAAUUAAUUAUAGUAGCACAAUAACUACAUAUAUUCAACAUAUAUGUAAUAAUUUGUUGAAUAACAAUAGAAAUGAUGUAAAUCUAAAAGAUGACACUAAUGAACAACAUAAAAUCAAUAACAAAAAUGAUGACAUACUCUACAAGAAAAAGCAAAUAAUAUGCAUUUUUAUGUUACAAAUAUUUCUAAACAACCUAGAUAAAAAUUUAAAUUUGUUUGAUUAUUUAAUUAUUGUAAUAAAUAAAUAUUUUCACUUGGUUCAAAAGUAUAAAUUAACAAAUACAUAUGGGAAUAUAAAAAUAGAGGAUAAUACUGGAAUAUGUAAAAAUAAAAAAGAUACAAAAACAGAUGUUAGUAUAUUAGGAGAAGGACGACAGAGUCAUACAGAAAUAAGUCUAUCGGAUUACCCGAACAAAGAAAUUGCAAUAAAUAAUAAUAUUAAUAAUAAAUCUAGCACAUCACCAACAACAAAAGAAGCAAAAAAAACGACAUCAAUAACUACUAAUACUACUAAUACUACUAACACUAGUAAUAAUAAUAAUAAUAAUAAUAACAAGAAUGAAGAGAAAAUUAAUUGUAUUAAUAUAUCUAAUCCUAACAAUUUAUCAAAGGAUAAUAUAAUAAUAACCCAAGAUGAUCAGUAUAAGCACUUAAUACACAAUUUAAUUGAAAAUAAUAAUUAUAUUAAUAUAGACAAUAUUAUAAAGUCCCAUUUAUGUUUUGUUAAUAUAAAAGGUAAUGAACACGACAAAAGUAGUAAAAAGAAAUCAUCGAGUUGUCUACAAAUAAAUAAUAUAAUAUAUGAAAAAAAAUUAUGUAAUAAUAUAAAUUACAGUGAAACAGAUAUAGAUAACAAUUUAAUAAUGUCUGAUGAAAAUGAUUUUAUUGACAGUACAAAUAAAGAUAUUAAAAAAAAAUUUCCAGACAUGAUAAAUAAUAAAAAGCUUCUUAUCGAUUAUAAUAAAAUUAAUAUAAAAUUAAAACAUUUUGAUGAUACAAUUAACAUAAAUGAUUUAAUAAAAGGAUAUAAAGUAUAUGAAGAUGUAGGAAGUAUAUAUGAAAUUAAAAACUUAUUUCGUAUAUUAAUAUUAUCAAAAUUACAUAUAGGUGUAUAUAACUUAUUAUAUUUUUUAAAGAAGAAAAAUAUUUUUAUGUUAUUUUAUAGUUCAAAUAAAAAUUUAACGAAUCUAUUAUUCAAAUAUAAUAAAAUAUAUAAGUACUACCAAAAUUAUUAUAAUGUGAUUGAUUCAUUAGAUGAACUAAAAAAAUAUGAAAAAGAUUGUCACAAAUUUCUUAUUUUUAGUAAUCGAUCAUGUUUUAUUUGUCACGCUAAAAGACAUGGUAUAUUUUAUACGGCAAUAGGGAAUAAGAAAAAUGAUGAUAAUAAUAAGAAUGAAAAUAAUAAUGAUAGUAAUAAUAUUGAAAAAAAAAAUAAUUAUUAUAAUCGUAAAACUUCAAAUUGCGAUGAUAUAGAUUGGACAAAUGAAAUAUAUGAACAAAUAAAAUCAGAUGAAUGUAUUGAAAAAUUUUCGAACGAAUAUAAUAAUGUUGUUUAUCCAUUUAUAAAAAAUUGUAAUUUAACUUUAGAUAUUUUGUCAUGGAGAAUGAUAUAUAUAUUUAAAAAAUAUCUUUACAUCUAUGGAAAAGUUGUUAAAGGAUUUGGACGAGGAAGUAAGUAUUUAAAUUUGCCAACAGCAAAUAUUUUUCAUCCAAAUUUUAUAUCAGCUGAUAUUAUGCCUGGAAUAUAUUUUGGUAUAUGUAAAUUAAGAGAUAAAAUUUUUAAGAGUGUUAUAUCUAUUGGAUAUAAUCCUUAUUUUAAAAAUAAACAUAUGACAAUAGAAGCAUUCUUAUAUUACAAAACAGAUGAUUUAUUUUAUGAUGAAAAUAUUCAUUUAAUUAUUAUUGGAAUUAUUAGAAGCGAAAGUAAUUUUGCAUAUUUCUCUCAUCUUAUUCAAGCUAUUCAAUUUGAUUGUGAACUAGCCAGAAUUGUACUUAACAAAUUGAAAAAUAAUGAAACUUUUCAACAAUGUAGGUAUUUUCUCGACAAUAUAAAAUAA